AUGGUCGAGAUCUACCCCAAAUCCGAAAUGAACAUGGAUCAGGAAGAGACCUACGACUACAUGGACUUGGACAACGUUACUAUCUCCGACACCGACUUUGAUGCCGACGAUGACGAAGAUGUUGAUAAUAAUGCUGAAACGGAACUGCUCGACAUCUCGGUCCACAAACUCUACCCUGAGGAGAUUGAAAGAGAAGAGAGAAAAGAAUAUCAACUCGAAAUCACCUAUCCACCCUCCAACAUGAAGACUUAUAAUUACAAGGGCUUUGAAGGGACGGUCUGGUAUGUGAAUCGGGAGAAAAAAGGGCUGGUAGUCAUGUUCAAUGUGCCCAAAACUCUGAACGAGGCUGAUCUUGAUGUGAGUUCGUCAUCUUCCCCCACGAACACUUUUAGGGCAUUUUUGAGCCCUACCAUUUGGAUCAAAUUGUCCUUCUUCGCGAUGAGAAUGGUCCUGCGGGUACUGCAUUCCUUUUCGGCGCCUAUUAUUUCCUCCGAAUGAUCGAAAGUUGGGCAUCAAAUGUUAGUAUCAAUGGUAAGAUCUCCCUUUCUUCUUUUUACUCCUCUAUAUGCCCUCUAAACUCAGUAACUUUUCUCCAGAACACCAACUUCGAGCAGUUUUCAUCGACGAAAAAGAUAUUACCCGUCUUUUGCCCGCCGAUGCCUGUAACGCCCUCAGGCAUACAUAUCCGAGGCAAAGAUUGUAUUUCCGACAAAACUAG
Messenger RNA from Bursaphelenchus xylophilus (pine wood nematode), 718 nucleotides. NCBI's taxonomy places the organism in Eukaryota, Metazoa, Nematoda, Chromadorea, Rhabditida, Aphelenchoididae. The record is from the annotation of a GenBank genome assembly.